Messenger RNA from Phycodurus eques (leafy seadragon), 1964 nucleotides. RefSeq names its product solute carrier family 35 member B4 (gene slc35b4). Gene Ontology annotation, biological process: transmembrane transport. Gene Ontology annotation, cellular component: endoplasmic reticulum membrane; Golgi membrane. Bases 280 to 1257 code for a protein of 325 amino acids. The transcript is spliced from 10 exons. NCBI's taxonomy places the organism in Eukaryota, Metazoa, Chordata, Actinopteri, Syngnathiformes, Syngnathidae. Gene Ontology annotation, molecular function: UDP-xylose transmembrane transporter activity; UDP-N-acetylglucosamine transmembrane transporter activity. The record is from RefSeq and is a predicted model, not a curated record.
GUCACCCAUAUUUAGACUGAUUUUUUUUAAAAAAAAAAACUAAAUCUAAAUGACCAGAAAAUAAGGGCGAAAAUGUCACAUUAUGCUAAUUUUUCGUGUUCUUCAAUCAUUAACUAAAACUCCCAUGAGCCUUUGGGAACCCGGAAACGCGUAUCUCUUCUCAUGACGUGUUUGAUCGCGUUCGCAGGCGGCUGCUCGAGCGGCGUCAGAUAGCAGCAUGCUUCUAUCAACGCUUCGCUUUUAAACCGUGAAUUUGCCCACACACAAGUGUGAGCCGCCAUGGGCACCGUUUUUGCCGUCCUUCUGGUGUUUGUCGGAUGUUGUAGCAAUGUGGUGUCUCUGGAGCUGCUUGUAAGAGAGUUCCCAGGCUGCGGCAACAUCGUCACAUUUGCGCAGUUUGCGUUCAUCGCGUUGGAGGGAUUCGUCUUCGAAACGCGCUUGGGCACCAAGAAGCCCGCCAUCCCCGUCAGCAACUACGCGAUCAUGGUGACCAUGUUCUUCACGGUCAGCGUGAUCAACAACUACGCCCUCAACUUCAACAUCGCCAUGCCGCUACACAUGAUCUUCAGAUCGGGGUCUCUCAUCGCCAACAUGAUCAUGGGUAUCGUCAUCCUGAAGAAAAGGUAUUCGGCCAGCAAAUAUUUGUCCAUCGCUUUAGUUUCCGCCGGCAUCUUCAUCUGCACCGUCAUGUCGGCCAAGCAAGUCAAUGUGGCCAACGAGGGCUCGGAGGAGGACGGCUUUUACGCCUUCGUGCGCUGGCUUGUCGGAAUCGCCAUGUUGACCUUUGCCCUGCUCAUGUCGGCACGGAUGGGAAUUUUCCAGGAGACUCUCUACAAGCGGUACGGAAAACACUCCAAAGAGGCUCUUUUUUAUAACCACUUCCUGCCUCUGCCGGCCUUCCUGCUCCUCUCCUCGGACAUCUACAGCCACUGCGUCCACUUCAGUCACAGCACUCCGGCGCUCGUUCCUGUCAUUCAACUGAACGUUCCAAUUAUGUGGCUGUACCUGCUCGCCAACGUCAUCACGCAGUACGUGUGCAUCCGGGGCGUGUUCAUCCUGACCACCGAGUGCGCCUCGCUCACCGUCACCCUGGUGGUGACCCUGAGGAAGUUCCUCAGCCUCAUCUUCUCCAUCGUGUACUUCCAAAACCCCUUCACGGCGUGGCACUGGGCGGGCACGGCCGUGGUGUUCGUUGGCACGCUGCUCUACACCGAGGUGUUGAGCCGCAUGAUGGCGGCGAGGAAGAAGGCCGAGUGACAACGGCGGCUUAUGGACAUUUUUAGAUUUUAUACCUGGGCACUUUUCACAUCUGUUUACUCUUUUAAAACCAGUGCUGGGAAGUAACCAAUUACAAAUACUUGUACUGUACUUAAGUAGACCUUUCAGAUAUCUGUACUUUACGUGAGUCUUUAUUUUUCGGACCACUAUUUACUUUUACUCUCUACAUUUGAAAACGGAUAUGUGUAUUUUCUACCCCUCACUGUAUCAAAAUAGGCUUGUUACUUUUUUCCCCCACAACAUGAGCAAAGCUAUGGGAUCACAUUUUUGGUUUGAUAGCAUAAAAACCGAGCAAGCACACACACUACAUGUGACAUGUUGUAACAUGAUCUCUUUUUUCCUUCUCCGUACAAACACUGUGUAACUUAAUUAAAGAGGGAAACUAUUUUGUUUUUAUUGUGCAAAGUUAGCAAAACAUGUGUUGCAGCUAAUUGACAGUAAAACAAUAAUUUUACCUUUUUGUAAAGACUUUUUACUUAAGUACAGGAGUUGAAUCCGUACUUUAAAAAAAAAAAACAUAUAUAUAUAUAUAUACUUUUUUUUCUUACACAAGUAUCAUUAGUUCUACAUAAGUAGUGCGAAUGUGUACUUUUGCCACCUCUUUAAAAUAUACAACCUGGAAACACAUACUGUAUGUCUGACUGUUUGAUAGCUGUUCUGACCCAAAUAAACUACAACACAUCUCA